CUUUUCAUUGAUACAAGAGCCUAUUUAAGGUGGGAAGUCCACUUGUCAAACUUAGACUCCACCGAAACCUAUCAGUCGUGUAACCAUUAGCAUUUAUUGACAUAUUCUCCAUAAUGAAGAUGCUGCUGUGUUUGUCUGUGCUGCUCUCUGUUUUUCUGUUGGCUAGUUCAGCUCCUCCAACAUGCUACUCAAGGAUUCUGUCUCUGAGCAAAGAAAUCAUGACAUCAUUUAAGAGUUUACAGAACACUGAACCUGUGGAUCCCUGUGUGGAGAUGCUGCCCACGCUCUACUUGGACAUACAUAAUUAUUGCGUGUUGGCAAAACUCCGUAACUUUGUGGCAUACCCUGCAUGCCAAAGAGUGCCGCAAGUGAGUGCUCUGAAGGAAAAGAUUCGGAGCCUCUACACCAUCAUGAUCUCUUUCUGCAGAAGGGACUUAGCAUUCCUUACCGAUGAUUGUGAUGCUCUGGAAAUCCCUAUCCUGUCUCCUAUUGAUCCCUCUGUUGUUCAGAGCUGAGAGAGUCAGGCCACAGGAAGCACCUGGGAUGGUUUGAAGGAAGCAACAAGCCCCCUACCCCAAAAUGCAACUACCUACAACAUUAACAACUUUGUUCUUCGUCAAGCACACUAGCACUAUUAUCUCAGACCUACCCAUGUUUCUCAGCCUUGGCAGGAAAUGACCUGCAUGCCUUACAUACCUAUCAAGCUGCUAUUGAAACUAUGGUUAGAAAGCAUGUUAGUCCUUCGGCAUUUGAUGUUUCGGUUUAGCCAAAUUAGAAAAGAAUGUGUUAUUGGAUCAAAAAUUAAAUGCUGGUGUAGUUACUUUUUCAUGAAUAACGACAUUCAUACAAAGAAAAAUAUGAUUCAUGGUGUCACAGAGGUUCUGCUCUCAUUAGAGGUAGUCUUGCAAUUUUCUAUUUUUCUAAAGCAGUUGAUAGAAGAGUUUAUACAUCUCUGUACUUGUUUAGUUUAUACAUGUAUGUUGAUCACUUUUAGCAUCAACCUUGUAUGUAUAAAAAGUAGCCCUUUGGUUAAUGGAAAUCUCAGUGAAAAACUAAAUAAUAAUAAUAAAAACCCUUCUACCCAGA
Messenger RNA from Pelodiscus sinensis (Chinese soft-shelled turtle), 1086 nucleotides. The record is from RefSeq and is a predicted model, not a curated record. NCBI's taxonomy places the organism in Eukaryota, Metazoa, Chordata, Testudines, Trionychidae.